Molecule: messenger RNA, 1439 nt
Organism: Nelumbo nucifera (sacred lotus)
Lineage: Eukaryota; Viridiplantae; Streptophyta; Magnoliopsida; Proteales; Nelumbonaceae
Product: glycosyltransferase BC10-like
Cellular component (GO): membrane
Molecular function (GO): glycosyltransferase activity
Source: RefSeq, a predicted model, not a curated record
AUAAUUUGAAAAGUCAUCGUAGAUGAUGUAGAAGUAUAGAACCACGCCCUUCACAUCUCCUCUCUCUCUCUCUCUGGUUCAAAUCUCUUGAAGGAUGAUAUCUCCGACUCCCUCUUCUCUCUGCUAUGCCAUCGUUUUGUGCUUCCCUCUCAUUCUCUUCUUCGCCACCACCACCGCACGGCACACCAACCUAUUAAACUUGUUCCUUCUCACAAACUACAAUGGCAAAAUCAUCAUGUAUCCGCCUUCACCGCCACCACCACCACCACCUCCGCCACCACCGGAAGGAGAUGACGAGCUCUUUCGAGUAGCUUCCCAAGUAAACCCAAACCCAGAGCCCACUAGUGCACGAAAGAAGAUAGCCUUCAUGUUCCUGACCACAACCCCUCUCCCCUUAGCCCCACUUUGGGAACACUACUUCCACCAAAACCAAACAAAGCAACAACCCCGCAAGCAGAAACCAGAGGCCCUCUUCAAUAUUUACAUCCACGCCGAUCCCUCUUAUGCUUAUGACCCGCCCUUUCGUGGUGUCUUCUCCGGCCGAGUCAUCUAUUCCAAACCCACCCAACGUGGCUCUCCAACUCUCAUCUCCUCAGCUCGCCGCCUCCUCGCCCAUGCACUCCUCCACGACUCCACAAACGCCAUGUUUGCUCUCCUCUCCUCCACCUGCAUCCCUCUCCACUCCUUCGCCUUCACCUAUAAUGCCCUCCUGCAAUCAAACCAGAGCUUCAUUGAGAUUCUCAAAGACGAGCCCGGCAUCUAUGAUCGGUACAUGGCGCGCGGAGCUGAUGUGAUGAUGCCCGAAGUACCCUUCGAGAGCUUCCGCGUCGGGUCUCAGUUCUUCAUCCUGACGCGUCGACACGCAAGGUUGGUGGUGCAGGACGAGCGGCUCUGGGCCAAGUUCAAACUUCCCUGCAUAAGUCCCCAGAUUUGCUACCCAGAGGAGCAUUACUUCUCGACGCUGCUGAGCAUGGAGGACUCUCUUGGGUGCGUUCCGGCGACCCUCACGAACGUGAACUGGAGAUGGAGCCAAGGCGGGCAUCCCCAUACAUACGGAGCAUCGGAAGUGGGAUCAGAACUCAUAAUUUCUCUCAGGCGUGAUAGAUUAAGAUAUGGUAAUGGUGGAGACUGGAAUAGUUCAGAAACUGUUCGCAACCAUACGUUCCUGUUUGCACGGAAAUUUCCGCCGGAAUCACUGGAGAUGCUAAUGAGUCUAGCAAGUGACGUCAUAUUCCGGGAAUGAAGAUGUCGUAUAAUUAAAAAGUCUCCCCAGUCUAUAUGGACUAUGGAGUAGAUUUUCAACUCUCCAAAUGAACGGUCCAUAUCAAGCAGUUGGGAUGAGCUCUGACUGUAAAUUGUGUCCAGAAAUAAGCCAAGAAUGUAUAAACUAAACGUAGUUCACUAUUGAGUGUUGGGGUCCUUCUGAUUCUUAGUUCUCA